Neospora caninum is the source of this 2454-nucleotide messenger RNA. RefSeq names its product Sporulation protein RMD1, related. The record is from RefSeq and is a predicted model, not a curated record. NCBI's taxonomy places the organism in Eukaryota, Apicomplexa, Conoidasida, Eucoccidiorida, Sarcocystidae. The coding region runs from base 1 to 2454 and encodes 817 amino acids. The transcript has 11 exons.
AUGCCGCCCUCUCGACACAGUGCGCGAGAGCGACGCGCGGUCGCCGCCUCGUCUUCGUGCUCACUUUCUUCCCGAGACGGCGAGUACGCGCCCGAUGACGCGCGUCGGCAGGCUCCGAACGCGAAGGACGUCGAAGUCCACGCUGCGGAGAAGGCGAGGCCGCCCUCGCCGCCCCUCCCCCACGCCCAUGGGUCGUCGGCCUCGCCCGCGUUGGGUCCGGCUCUCCUGGCCCCCGUCAGUCCGCACAGCGUGCGUCGGGCCGGGACGAAGCGGCGCCAGCGUCGCACACCUGCGGCGAAGAACGCGUGGAGCAAAACCAAGUUCCUCCGCCAGUUCGAGGACGAGCAAAACGCGAGACGCGAAGAACGGUUCUGCUUCCCCGUACACUCCAUGUGUCAGGCCGAGGGGUACAACCUCCGGGCGCUCUACGAAGCCCUCAUCGCACGGCACUGCUACGCGCGUUUUCUUGACGACAGCGGAACAGUUUUGUAUUUGGAGCUGCCGGACGACGACCUUCCUAUGAUCGAGGUUAAGGCGCGGAGCCAAGAUCGCUACGAGACGUUCCUGCGAGUGCUGGCGCCUGGCCCCCAUCGACAGUCGUGUGCUUCGUCGCCGCUUCCGCAUCUGUGGGGGGUGUCUCCGGAGCGACGCAAGCCCUCGCACUUCGCCUUUGGCGGAUCCGCGGACGCGCCGCCCGGUGGUGUGGACGCGCGCCCGCUGCUUUCGACCGCUGCAGGCUCCGCGCAGCCGCAGGGCGAAGAGGCGCCUGACGACACGCGCGGCGACUCCGCAGUGGGGAGACGCGGGUCGCUUUACCGGGACUACUCGGCGCCUGCGCGAGGGCACUUCUCCAUGUUGCGCGGAGAGCGGGAGGAGGCUGGCGAGCCGGACGGCCAGCAGGGGCAGCGGCGAGGCGAGGAGACCGGCGCCCGAGGCCGGAGAGAUCGCGACGGAAAGAGCGCCUUCGACACCUUUCACGAGAAGGCGCGGAGCCACUCGCAGUCGAGUGUCUCUUCGACCCCGUCGUGUGAGCGGAACCCGUGCGCGGGGCGAUGCGAAGGGCGAGAAGGAAGCGACGGGGAUGCGGAACAGUUCCUGGACGCAGCUGAGCGAGGCAGCGCGCGAACCGUCGACGACCGAGAGAGGCGCCGACGCGAACAGGAGACAGGGGACCACGACCUGUCGGACGACGAAACGACUGCGCAGUCGCGAAAACACGCGUCGAUGAGGCGCCGUCGGGAAAAACACGGCGCCGUCGCGGCGUCUCUGUCCCCCACCUUCUCGCUUUCGUCAGUCGACCGAGCCGAGAGCACCGACAGCUCCCCGAGCGCGCGCGGGUUCUUUGGCCAGUUUCUGGUCGACCGCACUCGCUCCGUAGAGGCCAGACCCGCUGGGAGUGCCGCAGUCUCCAAGCUCAGUUCGUUCUCGCUCUCGGCUUGGACGCGCGCCGGCAAGGGCGGAGGCUUCAGCUUCGAGGCGAACGCGACGCGCAGAGACCGUGGCGACGAAGCAGCCGAAGAACUCGCGUACUUUCCCCUUGCUGGAGAGGAAGGGCGCGACGACAACGCGUCGCGCGUCGUCGUCCUGCAGCCGAGACGAGAAGAAAAGGACCGAGAACGCGAAGGCGAAGAGAGAGAGGGAGACCGCAGCGGAUCAUGCUUUGUGUUUUCGAACGGCGCCAUUGUGGUGUGGGGCCGCGGCGACGUCGGUGGCUCUGAGAUCAAGAGAGACAUGCUCAGCAACUUGCUUUGGUUCCUGGGAAAAUUCGCAACCGGAUUCCUCCGCGUCGACAUGACUCAGGAAGACGUGAUGUUCUACUCCUACAUCGACGAUCUCCGGCACUGGUCGCCUUCGUCUGCGAUCCCACGGAGACGCAUCAAACAAAACCGCCUCUACCUGAAGACGCGAGAGGUCUCGGAGAAGCUGGCUGCGUCCUUCGCAAUCGCUCAGUCGGUUCGCCUCGACGUGUACGAGGCUCUAGUGAACGAGACGAUUGCGCGAGUGCAGGAGGUGCCGGAGCGCAUGUCCCGUUUCGGCUGCGAUUUUUCCGGCGAGGAGAGUAACCACGGAGGCUGGCUCUCGCUCUUCCAAAUUCGGAGUUGUCUGAAAGAGGGAGAAGAGGAACAGUGUGACGCGUACAACAAGCAGUUCGCCGACCUCUCCGUGAAAAUCAUCAACGUGAACAUCAUCGAAAGCUUCCUGGACGUCCCUGACUUCUUCUGGGAGGAUGACAGAUGGCAGUCGUUCUGGCAGCGAGUCCACCACCACCUGGAGCUGCAAGAAAGGAUUGACAUUCUAAACACUCGCUACUCAUGCAUUCGUGAGCUCCUCAACCUAGUCCGGCGCGAACAGUCUCAGGACCACGAGUUCCGCUUGACUUGGAUUAUCGUCCUGCUCCUCAUAGCCCAGGUCAUUGCAGCGGCCGUGAAGUACGUCGUGUUGAACCAGUCGUGA